Molecule: messenger RNA, 2522 nt
Organism: Arabidopsis thaliana (thale cress)
Lineage: Eukaryota; Viridiplantae; Streptophyta; Magnoliopsida; Brassicales; Brassicaceae
Gene: CCR4
Product: CRINKLY4 related 4
Exons: 1
Coding region: 133-2388 (751 amino acids)
Cellular component (GO): membrane
Molecular function (GO): protein homodimerization activity; protein serine kinase activity; protein kinase activity
Source: RefSeq, marked reviewed
CUUAGUUUUGGUCUCUUGGUAAGGAGGUGUCUCUGUCUCUGUCUCAUGUCUCUCUAACCGCGUUGAUUUGCCGUCUUAAAAACACAACUCCUCAAACAUAAAACAUUCACACGCCAUGAGAACUCUUCUUCAAUGGCACUUACCAUCUCAAUCUCUUGUUUCUCCUCUUACUUUGUGUCUCUCCUUCUUCUUGUUCUAUCUUCCUUCUCCUUUGUUUGCUUCUCCCUCUCCACCGUCUCCAUCUCCCACAUCUCUAAUCAGACUCUUGUAUGUGCUCUCAACAACCACUCUUAUCUUCAAUGUUCCAGUUUCCCUUUAAAUUCGAUUCCAUUUUCUUUAACCGGUAACCUUCGAAAUCGAAGGUUUUCGGGGGUUGUUUCAGGGAAUGGGUUUGUGUGCGGAUUGAUAUCGCGGCUGGAUUCCAACACUUCCACACUUCUUUGUUGGAGAUUCUCUGUUGAUGGAACUAAUAUGUUGCACAAAAGAAUCUACCACGGUCCUGAGCUCGAAGAGCUAGAAGCCGGGAAUUUCCGCAUUUGUGGAGUUGAAAGAGUCUCAAGGCGCCUCCGUUGCUGGCAACCGUACUAUCUGCCACGGCCGGAUAAUUACCGUUCCAUUGCCUUGGGAGAUAAUUUUUUCUGUGGGCUAUCUCAGCCACCUGGUAUGAUCAGUUGUGAAGGUAUAGCCAAAGUGCCGAGUGGAGACCACUACAUCGCGAUAGCGGCUGGAUCACGACAAGCGUGUGCGAUCACUGUUGACAAUGAUGUCGAGUGUUGGGGACAAACACAGUCGCUGCCACGUGAAAAGUUCUUAGCACUAGCGGUUGGGGAAGACCGUGGUUGCGGUGUUAGAUGGUCUAAUGGAACUGUGGUGUGUUGGGGCAACAACAACAACUUUAGUUUGCCUCAAACGCUUAAGGACAUUCAUUUUACAUCAAUAUAUGCUAAAGGGCCAAUGUUUUGCGGUGUUGCCACAAGAAAUUACACUCUAAUUUGUUGGGGGAAUGAGAAUUUUAAAUCCGGUGUUUUCACUCCAUUCCAAGGCCUAAUUUCUCAAGUGGUAAUGCCAGGACCGUGUAGAAGAGAAUGCCCUUACCGUCCAUUGUCAGGAUCACAGUCCUUAUGCGGCAAUGAGUUGAUGAUUUGCGAUUUGAAAAGAAAUGAUGGAGAGUUUCCUGAUACUAGGGCUCAAAACUCUAAGAACAAAACUUGGAGCAGAAGAAACAUUGCGUUUCUAGUGGUCGGAUGCGUUGGAACGUUUUCCUUGCUCCUUGUCAUCAGUUUCUUGAUCUUUAAAAGCCACUGUCGAUGCCGUGUCCAUGACUCUGGACGUCUUGAUGAUACUAGGACAAUAGACAUACCCAAGCUCGAGAAGAGGCUGUGCACUCUAGCAAGUUUAGGUAAUCCUGGGCAGCUAAUGGAGUUCUCAAUUGACGAGCUAGCUCUAGCCACGGAUGGUUUCUCUGUCCGGUUUCAUCUUGGUAUAGGCAGCUUCGGCUCUGUUUAUCAAGGUGUUUUGUCGGAUGGACGUCAUGUCGCAAUCAAACGAGCUGAGCUAACAAAUCCUACAUUGUCUGGGACAACGAUGAGACACCGACGAGCAGAUAAGGAUUCAGCGUUCGUGAACGAGCUAGAGUCUAUGUCGCGGCUUAACCACAAAAAUCUUGUUCGACUUCUGGGUUUCUAUGAGGACACAGAAGAGAGGAUUUUGGUGUACGAGUACAUGAAAAAUGGAUCUCUAGCCGAUCACCUUCACAAUCCUCAAUUUGACCCUCUUUCGUGGCAAACACGCUUGAUGAUCGCGCUUGACGCUGCUCGUGGGAUCCAAUACCUUCAUGAGUUUAUCGUGCCUCCGGUGAUCCACCGUGACAUAAAGUCAUCAAACAUACUUUUGGACGCCACAUGGACAGCCAAAGUUUCAGAUUUCGGCCUAUCUCAAAUGGGUCCAACGGAAGAAGAUGACGUCUCACAUCUCUCUUUACACGCUGCCGGUACAUUGGGAUAUAUCGACCCGGAGUACUACAAGUUUCAACAGCUCACAACCAAGAGCGAUGUUUACAGCUUUGGCGUGGUGUUGCUGGAGUUGCUGUCUGGUCACAAAGCGAUACACAAUAACGAAGACGAAAACCCUAGAAACUUAGUGGAAUAUGUUGUACCAUACAUUUUGCUGGAUGAGGCUCAUAGAAUACUUGACCAGAGGAUUCCACCGCCGACCCCUUACGAAAUCGAGGCGGUGGCUCAUGUCGGAUACUUGGCAGCGGAGUGUUUGAUGCCGUGUAGUCGGAAAAGGCCGUCAAUGGUGGAGGUAGUCAGUAAACUAGAGAGUGCUUUGGCCGCUUGUUUGACGGCUCCAAAGACGGAGACCGUAUCUCGAUCAAACACUUAUUAGCCACGUUUAGCUUAAUUAAAUCUUGUGGUCAACUGUAAUUGUAUUUAUUUUUCUAGGGAUUAGGAAUUUAAUUAAUUGGUACAGAAUUUUAAUAUUUUCUUCGACGAAAACCCUUGCACAAUUCAAUUUCUUUU